AUGAUUCGCAACAUUGGUUCACCACCACCCAUACACAACAACAGCAAUCAGUCAUCAUCAUUGCCGUUUUUCCGAUCAUACAUCCAAAAGUACUUCAUUGGAUUGUUAUGUGUUUCUAUAGUGGUUUGGAUUUUGUUAGGAAAUAUGACCACUACCACGAAAUCAAACAACAACACCAAUCGGAAGAAUUACGAUAAUACAAAUGAUUUGGAUUUUAUCAGUGGAGAUGAAAGUUAUCAUGUUCCAGAAAUACAUCACCAGAAAGCACAUACACUCAUUCAAAACAAUGGAAAAAUCCCAACAAAGCCACCUAUUUCUCAAAAGGAUUCCAAGUCCAGUAAUAACAUUAAUGACAACAAUCGAGGCAUGGACAAUUCCAAGAGACCAAACACUCCUAAUAACACAAAACAGCAACAAGACAACUUUUGUAAAUGUAUUGCAAAUGGAGGAAAAGUGGUUUCAGUAUUUAAUGACCAUCUAAACACAACAGCUGGAAAUGCCAAAUCUGGAGGACCAGCAGGUGAACUUGUAUUGUUUUAUGGAGUUCUGAAUGGUCUGCAAGGCAUUGCCAAUAAUUUUGGAGUGGGUGAGGAAAAAUCUCCGUUGUGUCAUUUGAGCUUGGAUUGGAGUGAGGCUAGUUUCCAACAAAGUUUCAAAGUUGUGAGUGAAAAGAUUGCAAAAUGUUCUAAUGAGCAACAAAAAUCAGCAGGUAUUGAUGAAAAUUCUGUAUUUCAUUUAAUAUUUGUGGAAAUGUAUUCUUUUGAUCGUGCACUUGCUAUGAGAAACAAUCCGUCAAGAUGUAAUACGGAUCGAUUUUGUCUGCAUUUCCGAGAUCACAAAUGUAGAUAUCGAUUAAUUGAUUUUUGGGGAACUCCUCCAACACAAAAUCAUCACAAAUUGAAUUUGAAGCAAUACCUAACUCCAUAUCCAAAUAAUUAUAAUCAAUUUAUUGGCUAUCAUCAAACUCCAUGCUUUGAAGAAUCUAUAUCAGCUCCUAUUCAACAAUUUGAUAAGAAUGAGAACAGAGAUUUAUUCGAUGGACGAGAGUCAUCUAUUGAUGCAAUGCUUAGAGAGAAAAUUAGAAAUAUUGAUCCCAAGAUUUUACGACAACUCUCCACAUUAUUGGAAGACAUUAAAUCUGAAUAUUCAUCGGAGAAGGAAUCCAAGUUUCUCGACGUUCUUUCUCAAGUUCAAGACGAGUUGGACCUUUUUACUGAUACCCAACCCUCUUCACAACAUGAAAAGAUUGAAUUUUUAGUUUGGGGCAAGGAGCCAAGAUACUUUACACAAUCAGUGAAAGAUCUGCUGUCCCGUUUACAUGCAACAUUUUCUCCAAAUAUUGUCAUUCAUACGACCCUUAAACGUAUGGAGCAACCCAUUCUACCGUUCAUCGUCAAUCAUGGUAUAAAGGGAAUUGAGGAAUGGAGAAGUCUAUUAAGGAGUGUUCAUUUUGUGAUUGGAAUUGGAGAUCCAGUGGUGGGACCUACUGCCAUGGAUGCAAUCUCUUGUGGGGCCAUCUUUUUAAAUCCAGUCUAUGACCAAGAGCGAGUGUUAAACAACCUAAAUGGAUGGUUUAAAUUGAAAAGUCAACAUCCAUAUGUACAACAGUAUAUUGGUCCUCCAUACUCAUUCCAAUAUCAAAUAUCUUCAGAUGAAGUGCCCUUUGACAAGUAUCAUGAAGAAUAUUUACCCUCCAAUGCUUUCAAACAAAGCACUGUCGAGGAAGUACUUCUUCGUAUCAUUCAUGGCAAUAUCUUAGAUAAGGUCUUGGAUCAACGGUUUCGUCUCAAAGGUUUCCUACUCAAAGAAUAUUCCGUCGAUGCGAUUCAACAGCGUUUAUUGAGGGAAAUAUUCCAUGAGGCCAAUGCCUUGUGUGAUAGUUUUCAAACGACCGAGCAGCAAAAGAAGAAGAACCCUUGA
Messenger RNA from Naegleria lovaniensis, 1920 nucleotides. RefSeq lists its product as uncharacterized. Bases 1 to 1920 code for a protein of 639 amino acids. The record is from RefSeq and is a predicted model, not a curated record. Lineage: Eukaryota; Heterolobosea; Eutetramitea; Acrasida; Naegleriidae. The transcript is spliced from 2 exons. Gene Ontology annotation, cellular component: Golgi apparatus. Gene Ontology annotation, biological process: protein N-linked glycosylation. Gene Ontology annotation, molecular function: alpha-1,6-mannosylglycoprotein 6-beta-N-acetylglucosaminyltransferase activity.